Molecule: messenger RNA, 1551 nt
Organism: Clonostachys solani
Lineage: Eukaryota; Fungi; Ascomycota; Sordariomycetes; Hypocreales; Bionectriaceae
Source: the annotation of a GenBank genome assembly
AUGGUGUAUUGUGGGAAACCAAGCCGGGGAUGCGAAAACUGUCGGAGAUUGCACACCAAGUGUGAUCAGCGACGUCCUUCUUGCUCAAGAUGCGUACGGAUGAAGAGGACGUGUGUUGGAUACAGGGAUCAGUCAACGCUGAUGUUCCGUGACGAGACCGUGAGGACGCAAAUCAAAGCUCAACGAAGGCAUGCAGGCAGAGACCCAAACUUCCCUCACCACCUUGCUCCCCCGCCAUCGUCUCUUCUUUCUCCACAAAGCCAGGAUAUUGCCGUUUGCUAUUUCUAUACCACCACGUUGAGCAAUCUUUCAGAAAAAGACCCUGCACGCCAGCUUCAAAUGCACCUCCCAAGCCUGUACGCCAAAAGUAGGAUCGGGUCUGCUCUGCGCUUGGCAACUGAGUCAAUCUCGCACGUCCUGAUUCCUCAUUUGGUACCAGAAUCCAAGAGAACGGCAAGCAAAAAAUAUGAUGCGGCCCUCAUUGCAAUUCAACACGCAAUCCAGGAUCCUAUCCAAGUAAAAACCGAUGAGACAUUGUACGCAGUCCUCCUACUCUGUGGCUAUGAGACCAUAACUCGGGAAACAACCUUGCGUUCUGCUUGGGACACUCAUGUCAGCGGGGGAGCUGCUCUGGUACAAUAUCGAGGGUCAGGUCUGCUACAGUCACAACUGGCACAAGGCCUAUUCUGCUUUGUUCGCAAAAGUGUUGUUUUGAGUCAUAUACAAGCCUGCUCCCCAGUCGACGAGGUCUUCACCAAACCCGGCGCAUACCAGGACCCGGAGAACCAGCUCUUCGCAAUAGCAUCCAGAAUACCCACACUACAGAGCCAUUGCCUCUUCCUUCUGAAUCAUUCGGAGGGUGCAGAUAAGUCUCACGCGGAGGAGUUGGUUACGAGCUUGGGGGCCAUGGACGAGAAGCUCUCACAUUGGGUAGGGGACCUUCCAAACUCUUGGUCAUAUGCCCAUGCAACCGAAAUCAAAACUGGCUCAAAUACGCGAGACUUUUCUCUCAAGCAUAUCCACCGAUAUCCAGAUUUCUAUGUGGCUCGUGUUUGGAAUCUCUAUCGCGUUUCGCGACUCAUUCUGCUAUCGCUGCUGUGUCGAGUAACGGCCUUGUUACAAACAGGCGACAAUGCAAAUCAGCGUAUGGCGAUCGACACCGACAACGCAGAAAGAGACAGCAAAAUCCAAGACAUCGUGGAUGACAUUUGUGCCAGUGUCCCAUUCCUUUUAGGGCAUAAUCUUUCGAGAAUGACUGUACCGGCAGGUGCGGGAAAAGGUGGUCAGCGACGCCAAGAAUGGCACGGCCCCCAAGUCGAUUUAGGAGAUGGGAAUCAAGCCAAACAGCCUUCGACUGGAAGCUUCUCUCUUAUCUGGCCCUUGUAUGUGGCAUCAAGUGCAGUCACAAUACCAGAGAAUCAACGACAAUGGAUCGGCUGGCAACUCCAGAGCAUUGCUGCUAACGGAGACUCGCAAGCGCAGUUGGCUCUAACUACACCAAGCCAAACUCUCCUCGGUCGCCCCGAAUCACUCCGGUUUGAUUGCGUGUAG